UCUCACAAUGAAAAAAAGCACGAAAAGUAAGAAUCUUCCAUACUUGGAUCAUUUCGUGUGACUGAGUCUUACCCCCUUCAUCAUUCCUUUUCUAUUGUAUUCAUACUUUCUUGCUUUGCUUUUAUAUGAUACUUCCUUUAUGACAAAGGUUCCCUCCAUAUCUCCAACCUCCAAAAAAAUCCCAACCCUUCUGUUCCAAACAAAACAAAAUCCACAUAACUAACUAUCAUGUUCUUAUUUUUCAGUUAUUUCUCCCUCCUCUUCUUCCUCUUCCCUCCCUGUUCUCCCGCCAGAAUCGCACCUGGCUUCACACCACCGGAAUCUAUAACAGUUUUAACUGUCAACGGUACCAACGAUACAUGGCACAAUUUAGCGAGGUUUCUGGACUCCAGCAAGGGAAGCCACGUCAGCGGCAUGUCGGAACUCAAGAAAUACUUUCACCGCUUCGGUUAUCUCCCCGUCUCCGAUAUCGACUUCACCGAUACGUUUGACGCUCGGUUUGAAUCCGCCGUGAUUGAGUACCAAUCCAAACUUGGCCUGCCCGUCACGGGCAAGCUCGAUUCCAAUACGCUUUCGCAGAUUAUGUCGCCGAGGUGCGGCGUGCGAGACACAGGACACGUUACUCAGUUUCAUGCGACUCGACGGUAUGCAUACUUCUCCGGACAGCCGAGGUGGGUGCGCAAGACUCCCGUAACGCUCACGUACGCGUUCUCGCCGGAGAAUACUAUAUCGUACUUGACCACGGAGGAGAUACGGGCAGUAGUUGAUCGAGCUUUUACGAGGUGGGCAGCCGUAAUACCACUGAGAUUCUCGGAGAUAGAAGAUUACGUAUCGGCAGACAUUAAAAUCGGGUUCUAUGGUGGAGAUCACGGUGACGGAGAGCCGUUCGAUGGGGUGCUGGGAGUGCUGGCACACGCCUUCUCCCCUACGAGCGGGAAGCUCCACUUUGAUGCUGCGGAGAGGUGGGCGGUUGAUUUUGGGGUGGAGAGAUCGAAGGUUGCCGUUGAUUUGGAAUCGGUGGCGACACACGAAAUAGGGCACGUAUUGGGGCUGGCCCACUCUUCCGUUAAGGAAGCAAUUAUGUAUCCUAGCUUAUCACCCAGAAACAAGAAGGUGGAGCUGAAGCUGGAUGACGUGAAGGGGGUGCAAGCUCUGUAUGGCUCCAAUCCAAACUUCAGUUUAAGCGCCUUAUUGGCAUCUGAUACUUCUACCAAUCAAGCCGUUGGUUCAAGAAUCAGAACCUCCUCCAAGUGGGCCACCUCUAUCUUGGUUUUGGCAUCCUCGUUGUGGUGGUGCUGGUGCAUAUAAUUGAUUGGCACAUUAGCUUAUUAGCUUUUUCUUUUCUUUUCUUUUUUUC
This is a messenger RNA of Nelumbo nucifera (sacred lotus), 1357 nucleotides long. Its product is annotated as metalloendoproteinase 4-MMP-like. Gene Ontology annotation, cellular component: extracellular matrix. Gene Ontology annotation, molecular function: zinc ion binding; metalloendopeptidase activity. Gene Ontology annotation, biological process: proteolysis; collagen catabolic process; extracellular matrix organization. Lineage: Eukaryota; Viridiplantae; Streptophyta; Magnoliopsida; Proteales; Nelumbonaceae. The record is from RefSeq and is a predicted model, not a curated record.